GUGGAAGUUAGGUGUGUGCUACCUGAUUUUUUUAAUUUUAAUUUUUUACCGUUGUGAUUUUCACAAUGAAGAAACGUCUCAUCCAAGUGUUUGGCUUCUUGAUCUCAACGCUGGGAUGGCUGUUUGUACUGUGCACCAUGGCAAUGGACUACUGGAGGAUCACCCAGCUGGGAGGACAGGGAGGCUCCUUCAUCAUCAAGGUGGCCUGGUACUGGUCCAACCUAUGGAAGGACUGUUUCACCGAUUCCACAGCUGUCACCAACUGCAGAGACUUCCCGGUGCUCUGGAGUGUCACAGCUUACGUCCAGGGAGUGAGGGGAUUGCUGAUGUGCGGGUUAACUCUUGGAUUCUUCGCUGCAAUACUCUGCUUCCUUGGGAUGGAGUGUACGUAUAUUGGUGGAGCUGAUAAAACCAAGGACAAAAUGCUCCUUAGCGGGGCAGUGUUUCAUUUUGCUGGUGGCGUGUCGGAUAUUGCUGCCUACUGCUUAUACAUCAACAGGAUCGCCAGAACAUCCUUUGCUCCCAGUGUACCAGCAGGAGUCUUACGGUAUGACUUGGGACCUCCCAUAUUUCUAGGAUUGGUGGGAUGCUUUUUCAUCCUGUUGGGAGCUGUGUUUUAUGCUGCUACAGUCCUCAGAGUAAUCUGCCCUGAAAGCCCAGUGGUACAAGUCUAUGGAGGACGCACGUACAUGGCCCCUUUCUCCAGAGGAAGAACCCUGUACACCGGAUACUACGGACGCUCCGGGCAGUAUGGAACGUAUUACGGCUCGGGACGAUCCGGCAGCUCCAAGAUCUCAAAGCUCUCCCAGACAACGCCAACAAAAAUAUCCGAAAGAGAUUUCUGUUGGGACAUUCACAUGUGCCGAGCUCUCAUCAUCAUCUGCAUUAUCUUGGCUUUCUUUGGAUCAAUUCUGGUCUUGGUGGGAAUGAAGUGCACCAAGCUCGGAGGUUCAGAAAUAGCUAACGCCAGAGUGACCUUUGCUGGAGGGAUGAACUACCUUAUAGGAGGCAUGUGUUCUAUGGUUGCUUUCUCCUAUUACGGAAAUAAAAUUAGAGCAGAAUUUCAAGAUCCUCACUUCACAGCUACGAAAUCUGAAAUAGGCGUUGGUGUCUUCAUCGGCUGGGGAGGCUCCACCUUACUUGUUGUUGGAGGCCUUAUUUACAGUAUCUUUGCAGGGAGAGAAGGGUGCCACUCAAGCUCAAAGAAAUACCCCGCCUACCCGUUCCCUGAUGCCUACACAGCUGUUCCAAGGAAAAAGAGUCUCUCGUCUCUGACUCGCACGGAGAUUAGCCAGAGCAGAAAGUCGAGGGCCACCAGUGACAGCAGAGCCAGCAGCAUCUCGGCCAUCACUGACACAACCGGGUCGACAGCUACCAAUGCAUAUGUGUGACUUAUCUGGAAAAGAAGUGCUUCCUGUGUUUUUGUCUUCUACAGAAAAUAUUGUGUGGCUUUAUUUUUUUAUAGUAAUGUCAUUUUAAGUUCAUGUUUGAGUUUUAAUGUUUGUCUUUGCAUUUUGACUUGUCAUUGCAGCUGUUACUAACCUUUAUGAUAACAAUAUCAAAAUCAAUACUAGGAUCCCAAACCAUGAAAGCAAAAGGGAAUUUAACCAUUUAGUUUUUUAAAUUUUGACAACUUCAAAGAAUUUCUCACAGCUGCUUGAAUGCCCAACUGUGACAUGUUAGAAUACCCUUUUCUCCUGAAUAAAAGCAAGUUUGUUUUUUUCCAGGUACACUUUAAUCAAGAUGCAUCAUUUACAUCAAGUCUUGUAAACUUCUCACAUGCAAUUUCUCCUUUGCUGACUAGAAAUUGAAACAUACUAUACAUGCACAAUGGCAAGAUAAUAAAAAUAAAGUGAAAGAUUAUUUAUAACAG
Molecule: messenger RNA, 1873 nt
Organism: Stegastes partitus (bicolor damselfish)
Lineage: Eukaryota; Metazoa; Chordata; Actinopteri; Pomacentridae
Exons: 10
Coding region: 66-1391 (441 amino acids)
Cellular component (GO): bicellular tight junction; membrane
Molecular function (GO): structural molecule activity
Source: RefSeq, a predicted model, not a curated record